AUGGCACUCACGGCGCUCGAGACCGCGGAGCGGCGCCUGCCGUGCCACGCCGAGCAGGCCGACGCCGGCGGCAAGGUGGUGGCUGCUGCUGCUGCUGAGCAGGCCGUGCCGCUGCAGGAGGCGGACCACGGCGGCCGUCUCGAGAGGGACGACAUAUGGAACAUGAUCCAGUCGCAGAAGCCCGCGGCCCCGGCGUUGACGCCGAAGCAGGCGCCGUACGUGCCGGCCCCCGUGCGCCGCUCCUCCAGCCUGCUCACCCAGAAGAGCCUGGAGAUCUGCACAGAGAGCCUCGGCUCCGAGACCGGCUCCGACGGCUUCUCCGACGCCGCCGACCGCUCCUGCCCGGGCUCCGACGACGACGACGGCGAGGGCGGCGCCGACGGGGUGGCCGCGCGCGCCAUGCCGCCCCGCGCGUUCCCGCCGCCGCUGCCCUCGCUGGCGCGCCGCACCGUCGGGUCGCUGCAGAUGAGGCAGCACCGCCGCGACGGCCGCCUCGUCGUCGAGGCCGUCCCCGUGCUGUCCAACACCCUGUUCCGCGCGCAGCGCCGUGGCGGGCGCCUGCUCCUCUCCUUCGCUGACACCGCCGCCCCGGCCGAGGACGAGGGGAAGAACCGCGCCCAGGAAGCCGACCAGCAGCAGGCCGACGAGCAGACCCGCGAGGAGGAGGAGGAGGAUGACGGCGAGGAGGAGGUCCAGGUCGUGGACAGAGGCACCGUCGUCGAGGUCAAGGUCAGUACGCAGCCCCAGGCGCACAACAGUGGGGCGCGGGUGCACCGCUCCUCGCUCGUCAUCAACAAGUUCGUCGGCGCCGAGCCCGUCAACGCCUCCGAGAUCAAUGACACCGCCGCUGCGCCGCAGCAGUCGCCCAAGCCUCCGAGCAGUUCGGAGGCCGCAGCUCCGGCUCUAAGCGCGACCGCGACGCUGCCUGGCCCGGAAGACGACGGCAGUGCUGCCACGCCCUGCGAGGGCAAGGUGCUGAUGACGACGAGGAGGCGGCGGAGCAAGCAGGAGCUCCUCAACCACAUGCGCCGGUGCGGCCAGCUGAGCGGGCAGCUCUUCAUAUGGGAGCCGCGCGUCGCCACCUCCUCCUGA
Molecule: messenger RNA, 1092 nt
Organism: Triticum turgidum subsp. durum (durum wheat)
Lineage: Eukaryota; Viridiplantae; Streptophyta; Magnoliopsida; Poales; Poaceae
Source: the annotation of a GenBank genome assembly